Messenger RNA from Pogona vitticeps (central bearded dragon), 4490 nucleotides. RefSeq names its product FYVE, RhoGEF and PH domain containing 2 (gene FGD2). NCBI's taxonomy places the organism in Eukaryota, Metazoa, Chordata, Lepidosauria, Squamata, Agamidae. Gene Ontology annotation, cellular component: cytoplasm. Gene Ontology annotation, molecular function: metal ion binding; guanyl-nucleotide exchange factor activity. The record is from RefSeq and is a predicted model, not a curated record. Gene Ontology annotation, biological process: cytoskeleton organization; filopodium assembly.
CUAGGGGAUGCUGUGGAGUCUGAUUGUGAAACAGAAAAAAGGAUGUAGCCGCACUCAGUGUGGAAACAGAAAAUUUGGCAGAUCUUUCUCAGCCCAGCUUUAGAUGACGGCAGGUUUCCCUCAUCUCCAAGAAGGGCCAACAGAUAACCUGACGAUUCUGUGCAAAAGAGGGAAGGCAAAGCAUGUUUCUGAGCAUCUUGAGGGCUUUAUCAGACUCCUGGCCAGAAACACAUCCUUGCCCAGUGUAGAUGCCAAGAGAGAAGACCUGGUUCUCUAGAGUCCAACGUACUUCCAUCAGAAAUAUGUUCUGAUAGAGCAGCCAUGGGUGAAGAUGAACGAGUGCAGCACCAGCAGCGGCCCUGCAGUGAGGAGUCAGGAAAGGAGCCGACAAAGACCUGCAAAGGACUCACCGUCAAAUGCCUCAACUCUUUUCGAGGCAAGAUCUCUGCAGGCAACUGGAGAAUUCGACAGGAUGGCGACUCUCAGUCAGAUCUCAAGACCGGACACAGUGAAGAUCAGGAUUCAGAAGAGAAGAAGAUAGCUUUGGAGCUACUGGAAACUGAGCAGGCCUAUGUCACUCGCCUUCAUCUUUUAGAUCAGGUGUUCUUCCUGGAGCUGCUGAAGGAAGCCAGAAAUGCCAAAACCUUUCCAGAAGGUGUGGUUAAAAUGAUAUUUUCCAAUAUCUCAUCCAUUUACCAGUUCCAUGCAGAGUUUUUCUUGCCAGAGCUGCAGAAGCGUAUGGAGAACUGGGAUUCCAGUCCCAGGAUUGGGGACAUCAUUCAGAAGGUUGCUCCUUUCCUGAAGAUGUAUAGUGAAUACGUCAAGAACUUUGACAAGGCAGUGGAGCUGAUCACCACAUGGUCUGAAAAGUCCUUGGCCUUCCAGGAAGUGAUCUCACGCAUUCAGAGGCAGGAGACCUGUGCCAGCUUAACCUUGCAGCAUCAUAUGCUGGAACCUAUACAGAGAAUCCCCAGAUAUGAACUUCUUCUGAAGGACUACAUUCGAAAGCUACCUUUGGAGUCACCAGACAGGGAAGAUGCACAGAAAGCUCUGGAGAUGAUUUUCACAGCAGCCAAGCAUUCUAAUGCUGCCAUUGCAGAAAUGGAACAACUCCAGAACCUUUGGGAGGUGUAUCGGAGGUUGGGCCUUGAAGACGAAUUCAUUGACCCUUCUAAUGAGCUCAUUAAAGAGGGACCCAUCCAAAAAAUAUCUUAUCGGCACAACGUCACAGCAGAAAAAUACCUAUUCUUGUUUAAUAACGUACUGCUGUACUGCGCACCAAAAGUCAUUCAAGUGGGUUCCGAGUUUCAAGUGCGAAGCCGGAUUGACGUGGAGGGCAUGAAGGUUCGAGAACUGAAUGAUAUGGAAUUUCCUCAUGCAUUCCUUGUGUCAGGGAAGCAGCGAACUCUAGAACUGCAAGCCAGCUGGGUUCUUUUUCUGUGCAGAUCCCAGGAGGAAAUGAAUGCUUGGAUAAAGGCUUUCCAGUGUGCCAUUGACAGAAAGGAGAAGAGGUGUGAAUCCUUCAAGGCAGCUAUCCAAGGGUCUGAAGUGGUGAUUCAAAACUCCAAUCAGUGCCAGUCGGAGGAGCUGGGCAGGCGGGCUCCCCAGUGGGUGAGAGACAAACUGGUGACUAUGUGCAUGCGUUGCAAGGAGCCAUUCAAUGCCAUCACACGCCGAAGGCACCACUGUCGGGCCUGUGGCUAUGUGGUGUGUGGCCGGUGUUCAGAGUACAAAGCUGAGCUGCAGUAUGAUAAGAAUAGACCAAAUCGUGUCUGCGUGGAAUGCUUCACCUUCUUGACAGGGCAUUUGCUGCCUGAUGACCAGCAUGGAAAGAACAAAAGCAUCCUGGAGAAAGGAUCUGCAGGGAUAUCAGGGCAGAGCUUGAUGUGCAGUUUCCUGCAACUGCUGGACAAAAACGGAAAGGGGAGUAUGCGCGGCUGGUUUGUGAUCCCACGAGAUGAUCCUCUGGUGCUGUACGUUUAUGCUGCUCCUCAGGAUGUCAAGGCUCAUACCUCCAUUCCUCUGUUGGGCUACCAAGUGAAGGAGAUGCCACAGAGCGACACCCGCCACAUCUUCCAACUGGUCCAGUCAAAACAGAUCUAUACACUGGCUGCAGAGACAGAAGAUCUGAAACAGCGCUGGAUGAAAGCAAUAGCACAAGCAGCCCAUGGAGAAGAAGAUGACUCAUUUGAUGAACUGGACUAAUUACCUGGUUGUGAGGCUGUUAUAUGCUCUGGCCCACCAUUCCACCUUUUGCAAAAGGAAAAAUUUCCCUGUCCCUUUUAAACUACUAGUCAUUUUUUUCAACUAUAACCACUGUUAUAGUUUUUUUCUGCUGAGCUCCAAUCUCCUUGCUUUGCUUCUGAGCCUGUCAUACGGAUUUGUGUCAAAUGCAUCACUCACAGUACAUCGUUGCUGACUACAGUCAGAGACGUGCAAACUCUCACUGCCCUGCUUUCUGAUUCACAUACUCCCCACAUCUUGUACUCUGCUAUAGUCAACAUUUGUUAGGGUACCAGGGCAAGCAACUUCCAGAGGUCUGGGGGUUGCAUACAACUCCCCUUGGAUCUUGAAGGACUGCACCCACUCUGUUACCCCCCAAUUUUUUUCCAUACUCCCCCCCCCAAAGGCUCUCCCAUGUUCCUUAUUGUCCAUAGGGAGCAGUUUUCUAUGGCAGGUUGCUGUUGCCACGCUGUUUCAAAGGGCAUCCCUGUUUUAACACACACACCCCAGCCUAAAACAGUUGAUGGGGCCAAAUCCAUGGUGAAAUGGCCUUCUAGAGGACGCAAGGAGAAUUUUAUAGCAAAAUUUUCUCAGACUCUUUUUUGAGGAGGGUAUCUAUCCAGUUGUCAUGCUACAAAUGUCUCACCAUCUGCGAAGCAUACCAGCCAGGUAUAUAAUUUAUCUGGAGUGAUGAAAAGAGGAAUCCAAAAUAGCCUAUCUGGAGGUUGAUGUCCUCAGAAGACACUAUCAAAGAGGUCGGAGAGAAAGGAGAAUAGGCAGUAUAAAAGUGUAGGCCAUAAAUAACUAUAAAUCAAAACUCUUGUCAGUCCAGGGAAGGGGCAGCCAUAAGCGCGUGAGGUGAGGGUUGUCAGUGAAGCAGUCGGUCCAAUAAGGCUCGGGGACAAAUGAUAACAGAAGUAUGUACCAUGUUAAUGGGAAAGCAAAGCAGGAUCAGGCAGCAGGUCAAGGUUUACUAGCAUUCCAGGAAGUACUUUCAGAUGGUGUUUAUUGAGGCCAUAGCUAAGGCAGCCAAAGUCUCAGCUAUAGGCUUUCCAGCAUUAGGUCUCCCUGGUUGGGGGGGGGCUCUCCCCUCAAGGAGACUCGUGACUUGCAAAGAAGCCUCAAGUCCCGAACACACACACACACACACAAAACUAUAGUUGGGCACUGCACAAGUUUUCCUCCAACUUGGCUCUUGCCUUCAUCUGGCACUGCUUCUUGGCUUGGAGGAAGCCUUGCCUUCUUCUGAGACUCCACCUGGGCCUGGAGGGUCCCAGGUUGUCAGAGAUUAUUUGCCCCUCUGUGCCCUUUGGCCUUGGAGGCUCUAGAUCUUUAGACCUUUAGGGCUGUUGCUGAGUCCAUGCUUGUAAGUCGAUUGAGAUAUCUGACUAGCCACUGCCAGGGGCAGAAUGCUGGAUUAGUCCAGUGAAUGCUCUGAAGGCAUAGUUCUGCUACUGACACUCAGCAUGUUCAACCUUGUAAGUUACUAGGUGAGGCUUGGGAACCAUAGCUUCCUGCGGAAAAUGUUAAAAGGGAAGGUGUAACUGUAAUAAACAAUAAUAAAUUCCUAUGCUCUUAUCCUGUUCUCCUCCCUUUAGGGACUACACCUAUCUUCUGUCCAUCCAAUGAAAUAAAAGCUGAUGACUCAACUUGUUUUCUGCCCCUUUUAGUGACUGUGGCUGCUUUGAAAUGUUCUCUGGCUGGUUCUUUUUCUGCCCUGACUAUUUUUCCAUGUUUUUCCUGUUUUUCCAAAUUUUUCCAUUUCUCAUCAGUACAUAUGUUUGUUUAAUUGUUAGCAUCACAGUCUUAACUGCGCUGAUAGUCCCGUGUAAGUGACAAUAUCCAGUAGAGACCUUCAAACCAUUUUAAGCAAAGCUUUCAGUGACUAUUGCUCAGAGUUAACAGCAGACAAAAGUGUUUAACUGAGGACCAAUGAAAAUACGUUUACAGUAAAGUCUGGGAUAAAUGCAUGUAUAACUAGCGACUUUCUAACUCCAUGCCCUCCCAUGCUUCCAAAGUUCAUGUUGUUUGCAUAACUGCACCAAAAGGAGUUCAUCCAGAGUGUGUCAGAGUGCUUUCACAGGAAAUGCUGAGAUCCAUUUGACAGUUCCAGUGAUGAUAGUGCAUCAGAGCAGAUGUCUGUCUAUUUGUGUGAGUCUCAACAGCAUCAGUAUUCUUUGUGCUUAUCUCUGUUUUUAAUAAUGACUCUGAUUUCCUUUUUUUCCUUUCAAAGUACUUUUCUCUUGGAAAAUAUAAUUUGUUUCAGA